AUGGGUCAUUGUACAAGUUAAAUUUAACAUAACAAAUCUCCUCAAAAAUAAAAUCCGAAAACACUUUCAAUGGGAACAAUGAAAUUCAAUAGUGAGCUAUUUAAUAUUAGAUUGACUCAUCCAUCUAAGUCAUGCUAUCUUAAAAUUGAUAUCGGUGGAUAUUUCAAAUGCGAUACUCCGAAGCAUUUCGACUUAGAGGGCAAACAUGGUUGGAAGAGAAAAAUAACAUUGCAAUUAGAAGCGAGUGAAUUAUAAUUGAAGGAAAAAUAUUUGGUUUUCUUUCUGUAUGAGGAUGAUAAAGAACUGUCUCAAUUGAGGAUUGCCUUGUAUGACAUUAUUCAGGGGCCUCAAUUUUUUGAUUACCAAAUAGGUAAGGGCAGAUUGUCGUUUAAUAUGAUAAUGGCUUAGAUCCUUUAAUUAGAGAUAAACCCUUAAGAUAUGAUAUGCACAAUGAACACAUGCAUAUAAGAGAAAUAAUAUGUAUUCAAUUUGAGGUUGGUGACUCGAAAGAUGCAAUUCCUCUCAGAAAAUUCAGAGAAGUUUAAUAACCCUGCUUUCAUAAGAGGCAGAAGUGCAUCAUACAAUAGCAUUCAGGAUGAGUUAUUCAGAAUACAAUGGCUGAGCACAGAAAUGCCUCGAUUGAUAGUGGAAUUGCCAAUGAAUGAGAUCUCAAGUUCUUCAUUGUAGGUUUGCAUUUGGAGUAUAAAUAAAUCCUUAGAGGAUCAUUCCCCAACUCGAAAGUCUGUCAAAUCUCUAAAUUUUCAUGUGGAAUCAAUAGAACAAGUGUUGUUUGCUGAAUCGAACAUCGCUCUAAAUUAUUUGCUAUAGAAUCAGGAGGAAUAGAUGGAUGAUCAUAGUAUUCACAGAUGCAAUAUAACCAAAGGAUUGUGGUUAAGAGGGAAUAAGAUCGGACAGAUGCAAUCAGACUUUAGGAUUAAGAUUCCGGUGUAUUUGAAAUAAUAGAUGAUUGGGUUGAGAACGGAGAAGGGAUGCACUAUAGGGACAGGUAUAUUAGCAAAUUAAAGCAUAAAGGAAAUUAGUGAAGUAGUAAAUCACUUUGAGAAAUUGAGUUAGGUAAUGUUUAAAUUAUCAUCCAACAAUCAAGAUUCAUAAAAGUAGCAAUUGAUGACUGAAUUGCAGAACUCGGCUUAGUAAUUGUUGGUAGUGGUGAGUAAAAGUGAUAAAGAUUCACAAUUGCGAUAAUUUUAUUACAAGAGUUAUGAUGAUUUGAUGAAGGGCUAGGAGAUAUUCAUAAAAAUUGCAGAGAAUCUCUUGAAUUUUGUGGACAAAAUAGAAGGUAAUAUUAGAGAGAUCUAUUAUGACAUUUUAUUAAUUGUAUGCACUAGAGGUGAAUUAAGUUUAGGGUCAAUGGGAUAUUUUGAUGAUUGCAAAUAAUUAAAUAAAAAGCAAUUGAAGUUUAAGAGUCAAAUCUGUUGUCAUUUUUAAUAAUUUCUAUAUAACACAUUAAACAUUGCUUUAUAAAAGAUCUGUUUGAAAGCUAUGUCUCCUAAAGAGAAGGCAUUCGUUGAAAAAUUCUUGGUGAGUUCAUUUUUCAAAGUUCCUGAAUUUAGGGAAGCCUUUGUUAAUGCGCUGCAAAAUCCAAAUGAUCCUGAAUUAUCGGAAUGGCGUGGGACUGAUUAUUAAUUAGAUGACCCUGAGAAUUUCAGAACUGAACAAAUCACGGUGUUAUUUGAUUGGCAGAGUUACUUUUACAAUUAUUUGCCUUCUAAUUUAAAUAUCAAUGCUGUUACAUUGACUUCAGAUGAAGAAUGGCGUAGGAUCAUUGCUAAAAGAAACACAACAUUCUUCUUCCUUGUUUAAGCUUUAUGUUUACAUAUCUAAUAAAAGUUCUAAAAGGACAUCAUUCCGUGGAAGGAUAUUCCUGGAUAUCGAAAGAUUUUGAAGACUCUAUUGUGUGAAUUAAAAAUAAGGGAAUCAUAUCCUGAUGCUAUGAUCAAUGCAAUCACUCAGGUUGUUACUAAUGGAGGUCCGUUGAAUGUUAUUAUUAUGAUAUUGUACAAUAAAACUAACAUUUUUUCGAGUGAUAGAGUUGUCCAUGUGAUGGAUUUGAUAAGUUAAUGUAUAUAGCAAUGUUAAGCCAUUCCAACUAACUUUGAUUACCCAUUUUUUUUGAAUGGAUUGAGAGUGGCAGUUACUCAAAGUGAAAACGCUUAUGUGAUCGCCAAGAGUUUGCACUUAAUCUAUAAUAACUAUUUAGUAUUCCCAUUAGAAUUUAAAAAAGCCAUCGUGGACUUUCUAUUUGAAGGUCAGUGUUAUGAAUUGUUUUUGCAUUGGUCUAAGACCGUUAGGAGUGUUUAUAUCAGUCUACUGAUCUAUCGAAUUUAUCAUCUCCAUAGAAAUAACAAGAUUCAAAUUACAGAUGAAAAUUAAUUUGACAAAUAGUACUUCCAAAUUACUAAACCAAAAAGAUUGCAGAGUUAUUACGAGAAUAGAAAGGAGGAGACUCAAUUGAUGAGUGACUAUAUUUAUUUGAAGUAUUCUAGAUUUAUGAUGAAUAUUGAAUCAGCCAAAGCCAAAUUCUUCAGUAAAUCUUUAAAUAAAGAAUUGCCGUUGGUGUAAAGGAUGAAGAUGAAAUUAGAAUAAAAACUGAAAGUCGAAGGUUCAUCUUUUAGAGAUUUGGUCAUUUGUGAAGAAUAGAGCAAAAAUCCAAUCACUGAAAUGGAUAAAAGAAUAAUCUACGAGAGAAAGAUAGAGUUCAGGAAUCCAAACAAAAAGAAAACCAUUAUCCUCAAUGAUAGUCAUAUCAGAUAUCUUUCUACUGCUUUGACUGAAUACAACGAAAUGCAAAAACAAUACACUAAAUGGAGAUAAUAGAACAUUGCCUCUGUUUAGGCUUCCAUUCAAGGAAUGACUGAUGAAGAAAAAGCUGCAAAACUCACCUAGUUCCCAGUUCCACAAAUAAAGCUCAUGCAAACCUAUGACAUGAAGGAAGGCAAACAGGAUUGA
Molecule: messenger RNA, 2967 nt
Organism: Paramecium tetraurelia
Lineage: Eukaryota; Ciliophora; Oligohymenophorea; Peniculida; Parameciidae
Exons: 4
Source: RefSeq, a predicted model, not a curated record